UUUAUUAUGCCUUGGGAUCAAGUCUCACGUCAGUAUAAGUCGGCGUCGAGUUCAAAGUACGCGAUACACCUCGCAUCAAACUAACCUAAAUCUCUUAUCUAAAAUCUCGUAUACAGGGUACAGUGUCGUGACGAAAUGAUAGUCAUCUCGAGAUUCGUGAUCAAAAACAGUCCCGCUGUUUCCCAGGGAAGGCAUAUCGCCAGAACAUUAUCCACCGAGAAGAAAUAUGUGGAGACGACUGAAGGAAGCGGGGUCAGAACCAUCUGUUUGAGCGACUCUUCUUCACUCAACUCCCUAUCGCUGGAGAUGCUGAAAACCUUGGUGAGAGAGAUCAAGAGGGACGAGGACAACAAGGACCUCCGGUCGAUCGUACUGACGUCCGCGCACGGAAAGGUGUUCUCCGCCGGGCACAAUCUAAAGGAACUGACGGUUGCGAACGCCAAGUCCCACAAGGACGUGUUUGAGAUCUGCUCGGAGUUGAUGCGGGCCAUCAGUCAGAGUCCGGUGCCGGUGAUCGCGGCGGUGGACGGUUUGGCAGCCGCAGCCGGCUGUCAAUUGGUCGCGGCGUGUGACAUCGCGGUGUGCACGGAAAGAAGUUCGUUCUCCACCCCAGGAGCAAAUCUCGGAAUAUUUUGCUCGACACCAGGUGUACCGCUGGUGCGGAAUGUCCCAAGGAAGAAUGCGAUGUACAUGCUCUUCACGGGAUUACCCAUUUCCGGCAAAGAAGCUUACGAGUGCGGUCUCGUUAGUAAAGUCGUGGCGAACGACAAGCUUGACGAAGAAGUUCGUCGAAUUACAGACGCAAUCAACGCAAAGAGCCGCUCGGUCGUGCAUAUCGGUAAAACGUUUUUAUACGAGCAAAUGGCUCUUGAUAUAUCGACAGCGUAUACUUUGGGCACCGAGAAAAUGGUAAACAAUCUGAAAAUGAGAGAUGCGCAGGAAGGAAUACAAAGUUUUUUCGAAAAGAGAAGACCGAAUUGGUCGCAUGACUACGAGAAUAAUUAAUUACAUAUAUCUGUAUAUUUUUUUAUGCGAACCUUUUUUACAGUUGAUAUUAAGUGAUACUUUUUACUUGCGUAUAAUUUCAAUAAUAAAAUAAUUUUUAAAAACUAUA
This is a messenger RNA of Wasmannia auropunctata (little fire ant), 1114 nucleotides long. Its product is annotated as enoyl-CoA hydratase domain-containing protein 3, mitochondrial. The record is from RefSeq and is a predicted model, not a curated record. NCBI's taxonomy places the organism in Eukaryota, Metazoa, Arthropoda, Insecta, Hymenoptera, Formicidae. The transcript has 6 exons. Bases 136 to 1005 code for a protein of 289 amino acids. Gene Ontology annotation, molecular function: hydro-lyase activity. Gene Ontology annotation, cellular component: mitochondrion.